AUGGCGGAUGAUCUUUUAAAUUUGCAACUCCCUGAUUUUGGGGAUUUCACAAAUGCUGGAAAGGUAUCCGGCGCAUCUGUACACGAUCUUGCUCUUCCAGAUCUACCAGAUUUUAAUUUAAAUCUACCUUCACUUCCAGAUGUUAAAAAUGCGGACACAAUCACAUUAGUAGAGUCCAAUGAUCAUACUUCAUCAGAGUAUUUUACGAAUCCUCAUGGUUAUGAAGAAGAUUUGAACGAAGCACUGAGUAUUUCAUCAGAUACUUAUAAUUAUACACUUACAACAGAGAAAGGAGAUGAUGGUGAGUCUAAAAAAGAAAAUGAGGAUAAUAAUAAACCUGAAUCUGACAAAAAUAGCGAAAAUAAAUCAAUGAAAUCUUCAGCUAAAAGCGAAAAUAAUAACGAGGAAAACUUAAAAUCAGAAAAAUCAUCACGUACUUCAUCGAAAAAGAACCCAGAUGAAGUUAAUAAUGAAGAAAAAUCCGAAAAUUCACAAAGAUCCCGCUCAUCGAGAAAAUCACAAUCGAGGAGUAGGGCUAGCAAACACAGUUCACAUAAGGCAUCAAAUGCCGGAAAUGAAAAUCAAAAUACAAAAGAUAGCGAUAAAAACUCUCAAAAAUCAGCUCAAACACCACCAAACUCACUUACAGUCGAAGAACUUUCUACAGCUAGUGAAUCUUUACUGAAUUUAGAUAAAAAUUCACAAUUUGAGUUAAAUCUUGAAGUUAACAACCUUAUAAACGAUCGUGACUCCAUUGCAUCACUCCUUAUCCAAGAUGAUGUCUUAACAGAGAACGGAGAUCCUUUAAAUAUUUCAGAUGCUUCAUCUCCUGCUUCCAUCACAACAGAAUCAUCUUCUUUCAUCGAUAUGCCCAUUCAAAUUGAUUUUGAUCGUCAAUCCAUUAAGUCAAAUAAGCCAGAUUUUACAGAAGAUGACUUAUUGAAACAAAGAAUGGAUUCUAUCACAGAUCAGCAUGCUCUUGAUAUACUAAAUAGACUCAGACAUGAAGCCAUAAAGCGUGCAGAAACAUUAGCUGAAGAAAAAACUACAAUUGACGAUCUUAAAAGCAGAUGUCGUCAACAGGAACUUGAUUUCUACAAAAAGAACAUAGAAAGUAUUGCUGCUGAAGAUGAUUUGGACUCUGAAGACUCCAAAUCAAUCAAACAAAACGAAGCCGAAAUAUCUCAUAUGAAAAGAAAGAAUAUGAUAAGAGAAGAUGAAAUAGAAGACGCUUUAGAUGAAUUAAAUGACCUCCAGAAGCAAUACGACCUCCUCCAGGCUUCUUCUUCCGAUAAAGAUCGAAUUAUUGCUUUUUUAGAGAACCAAAAACUCGGAAGAUACGAAAUGGAGAAUACAAUUCCAAUUCUAAACGAUGACAAUGAGCGUUUGAGGCAUGAAUAUGAUUUAAUUUCAAAAAGACAUAAAAAGACCAAAGAAAAAUACAAAGCUAUCUCAGAAAGACUCGUAGAACUAAGUCAAACGCUCGAAAAACUGAAACGGGAUUCCCAAGAAAGAGAAGCAGCUAUUAAAAUGAUCGAUCCAGAAAAACAAAGACUAGAAGAGUUAGAACAGAAGGUUAAAUUAAUGAAGAAGAACAAUACCCAGCUGAAGAAGUCAAUAAAUACCCAAUUAUCGGAAGGAGAAUUGAGAAGAUUAAUUCCUCAAAUCAGAUUAGUCAUAAGAACUAAAGAAUCAAUCAUCAAGAAUAUGUCAGCAAGGAUAGAACAGAACAAAGAAGACAUGGAAAUCCUGAAAUCUAAAAUCCAAAAAUUAGAAAAAGAAGAAAGUGAAGUUCCUCAGCCAUUUCCAGUAGUUCCACCUCUUUAUCCACCAAUGACUCCUUCAAAGGAGAUCAUGGAUCAUCUCGCUCAUCAACCUUUGUAUUCUCAUACAGAUUUCGAACAAGAGAAGCCACCAAUGACAGAACCUAAGCGGAGAAGACAGUAG
Trichomonas vaginalis G3 is the source of this 1947-nucleotide messenger RNA. RefSeq lists its product as uncharacterized. The record is from RefSeq and is a predicted model, not a curated record. The transcript has a single exon. Bases 1 to 1947 code for a protein of 648 amino acids. NCBI's taxonomy places the organism in Eukaryota, Parabasalia, Trichomonadida, Trichomonadidae.